AACGGCGAAAGCUCUAUCUUCAAUCCCUUAACUCAUGCUUGUGGUGAUGGAAUAUCUUGUUCUUUUGUCAGAUGGUGCUUUUCCUUCUCAGAUGCUAACUUGGUCAGUCGUUGCUCGUUAAUUAUCUGUCCGCGAACACUUGUGGACCACUGGUGCAACGAAUGGCGUCGUUUCUUUCCUGGUAGAACACCGGCGCGUCACGUCGAGGGAACAGCGGCGAAAUGGAAAGGUGCCGAAAUUGUUGUCGCUGCGUAUGAGGAUCUCAAAGGAAGCUCCUUUUUAGGGUCUGUCGCUUGGAAUUACGUGGUAUUGGAUGAAGGGCAUGUACUGAGAAAUCCUAAGACUGCAAUUUGGCGAGCAGCGAAUGAACUGAACUCUACCAGUCGCUUGAUUCUUUCCGGAACUCCAGUGCAGAACAGCCCUGCUGAUCUGUGGGCUCUGUUCACAUGGUUGAUGCCUGGAUAUCUAGGUGAUGAACGACAUUUCCGUUCCCGAUUCCUCCGCAAAAUCCUCAAAUGCCGCAGCCACAAAGCCAAUGAAAAGGAUAUACAGGUGGCUUUCGCUUUAUCUUUUUCGCUGUGCUGA
This is a messenger RNA of Cooperia oncophora, 585 nucleotides long. The record is from the annotation of a GenBank genome assembly. NCBI's taxonomy places the organism in Eukaryota, Metazoa, Nematoda, Chromadorea, Rhabditida, Trichostrongylidae.